AUGUUGAAGUUACAGCACGUUACAGCCGCAGUGGGUCUCUUUGUUGCUCUGUCAGCAUACCUUAUUCUCCAUUCCAACACGUUCACAUUCCGAUUGCAAAAAAUCAUCAACCACAAUGCAUCUAUCGUAUUUCACUUUUUAAGAAACCCCAGCUUUCUAGUUGAUAUUAAUUUCAAUGUUCGUGCAGUGCAUGAAUUAGAUCUGAAGCACGAGGGAAAUUAUACGGAACACAGGCACUACAUUGUAUCAGAAUAUUUUCAACACAUUGGAGUCAUGAAUGUGUCUGCCUAUUCUACAUCAAAUUCAAAAGAGCUUUCAACGAACAUUUACUACUCCACAUUUUAUGGACUCUUAACAGCAGAGGUCAUGUACAAAAUCAAACAAAUUAAACUGCAAAAUGGUGAAAGCUCAGGAAUAUCUCAAUCAGCUGCUACAAAUUUGAACUAUCCCGAAAUAGAUGUAAGUAAACAUGACAUAAUCAUAACAUCAUACUCCAACGUGAUUCAAACAUGUACACUAACAUAUCCAUGGAUAUUGAGGGCGUUUGUCAACAGAACCUAUUAUGAAACAAACAAAAACAUGUUGGAUGUACUUGAAACAGCAAUAAACACAGAGUUGAAAGUGCAAGAAAAAUAA
This is a messenger RNA of Helobdella robusta, 636 nucleotides long. RefSeq lists its product as hypothetical. The record is from RefSeq and is a predicted model, not a curated record. The transcript has a single exon. NCBI's taxonomy places the organism in Eukaryota, Metazoa, Annelida, Clitellata, Rhynchobdellida, Glossiphoniidae. Bases 1 to 636 code for a protein of 211 amino acids.